CACGCGCCUCUGUGUGUCUGUCUUUGUGGGAGAGCCCCCCUAUAAAUAACCCUCAAAACCCUCUCUCUUUCUUCAGAUGCAAACCAAGUCACCGGCUUGCAUCUGUUCUCUUCUCCUUUCUCUCUGUACCUCCUACCACAUCUUCUCUCUUCUUUCUCUCUCUACAGUCAACCUAUUGUCUUUAGCCACCAAUUCUCCUAUCUCCCCUCUCUCCCACUACACAGUAGCAAUUGCAUUCUCUCUCUCUCUCUCUCUCUGUGUAUAUCUCUCUGUUAGGCUUUUCUCUCUCUAGGUGCAUUUUCUUUUUCCAUUGGAGCAUUUGGGGUAUUUUCAGUACAGAGUUUCUCUCUCUAGAACACUCUUCGUCGUUUAUCAGGGCAAUUUGUUCCUCUUUGGUAUUGCGAUCGGUAUAAAUACAAAUUUGUUGUACCGAAUGUUUUGAGUUUCUCUCUCUGGAUUGUUUACUUUUCCAUGCAUUUAGUCCAAAUCCAAAAGUAAAAACGAAGUCUUUUCGGUUUCCCUUGCGUUAGAAACAAAUCGAACAUUCUCAGUUCUUUUGCUCCCCACCUGUUUCUCCUUGCAUUCGUCCAAAUCAGAAGUAAACGGACCACCCAUUCUCAAUUGCUCUGUCAAUCCGGUGUUUUCUCUCUCCAGAUCUGUUUGUCUCUCUAGAUCACGGCCAAACAUGAGGACCGCAACAGAGGACCUCUUCCCAUCAACACCAGGCAAGGUGAAGAUCGAGCGCACCCACGCCAUCAACCGUCAGUUUCACCGAUGCUUUGCAUCGACGAGCACGAUGUUCCUGUGGGCUCUCGUCCUCCUCGCCCUCACCGCCUUCUACCUCAGUUUCCAGUCGUUCAUGGACUCCAGCACGCGCUACUUCUCGACCCCGUGGGGUGGCCUCCACUGGGAGAAGCAGGUGCGCGCAUCGUGCCAGACCCGCCGUCCCGGGGGCCUCACCGUGCUUGUCACUGGUGCCGCGGGCUUCGUCGGCACCCACGUCUCACUGGCCUUGAAGAAGCGGGGCGACGGCCUGGUCGGCCUCGACAACUUCAACUCGUACUACGAUCCGUCCCUGAAAAAGGCCCGCAAGGCCAUUCUAGCCCGCCACGGCAUGUUCGUGAUCGAGGGCGACAUCAACGACGCGAGAUUGCUCGCGAAGCUCUUCGACAUCGUCGCCUUCACCCACGUGAUGCACCUUGCCGCGCAGGCUGGGGUCCGGUACGCGAUCGAGAACCCGGCCUCCUACGUCCAGAGCAAUGUGGCCGGCCUGGUGACAUUGCUAGAAGCCUGCCGCUCUGCAAAUCCCCAGCCUUCCGUAGUCUGGGCCUCGUCCAGCUCCGUCUACGGGCUCAACGAGAAGGUCCCGUUCUCUGAGCUCGACCGGACCGACCGCCCCGCCAGUCUCUAUGCAGCCACGAAGAAAGCCGGAGAAGAGAUCACACACACAUACAAUCACAUCUAUGGACUCUCCAUCACCGGGCUUCGAUUUUUCACCGUCUACGGGCCAUGGGGCCGGCCCGACAUGGCCUAUUUCUCGUUUACUCGAAACAUUUUGCAGGGAAAACGCAUUACGGUAUACAGAGGAAAGGAUCACACUGAUUUGGCCAGAGAUUUUACAUAUAUUGAUGAUAUAGUGAAAGGUUGUGUUGCUUCUCUUGAUACAUCCGGUAAAAGCACUGGUUCAGGGGGCAAAAAGAAGGGCCCUGCUCCUUAUAGGAUCUUCAAUUUGGGGAACACAUCACCAGUUACAGUGCCUGAUUUAGUGGGCAUUUUAGAGAAACAUUUGAAGGUGAAAGCAAAGAGGAAUGUGGUUGAAAUGCCUGGUAAUGGAGAUGUCCCCUUUACUCAUGCUAACAUCAGUUUGGCUCAGAAGGAGCUUGGGUAUAAGCCCACAACUGAUCUUCAAACUGGUUUGAAGAAGUUUGUAAAGUGGUACCAGUCUUACUAUGGAUACCAUCGCGGGAAGGCCGCCUUGAACUGAUAGAGAGAGAACCUGCUUUCUCUCUCUAAAACCCCGUGAGAGAAAAUCUGGUCUCUCUCUUCCCCUUUCUGUACAAAACAUUCUUCUUUGCUGGGAAAGAGCUUGGGUUCGCCGGAAAACAUGGCCUGCUCCUUUUUUUUCCUGCGGUUUUAGCCGCAAAACGUCGGACUUCGCCGGAAAAUUUGUGUUUCGCCAUUUUGGUGGCGAGUUUUUCAUUCGUGAGGGGGCCCGGCUUUAAUUUUGGGCGGUGGGGUUACAGUGGAGGGGGCAAGAACACAGCUGUAAAGUAAUGAGCGCGUGUUUCUUUGUCUUUUGACCUUACCGACAGUCGAAACUAUCGAUAAGGGCAUUGCCUUGUUUCCUUUCGCAUUAAGGUUAAAAAUAGAAGGGUUUUGUUGCUAUUGUGGAGAGGAUUAUUUUGUAAUUGUAAGCAUGUGGCGAGAUUUCAAAUUGAUUUAAUUAAGAUAUUGUUCACUUUCUAUUUUUGAGCUUA
This is a messenger RNA of Amborella trichopoda, 2477 nucleotides long. It is a transcript of the gene GAE1, whose product is annotated as UDP-D-glucuronate 4-epimerase 1. Lineage: Eukaryota; Viridiplantae; Streptophyta; Magnoliopsida; Amborellales; Amborellaceae. The record is from RefSeq and is a predicted model, not a curated record.